CGUUCUGGAUUGUCACUAUUGACAAUCUAGAAAAUCUUACAUUAUGGCCACCUGGUGCGGCUCCUCUAGAGCACUUCCAGACCAUCGAAUUGCAUCCAACAGCCGUCUUACAUUUAGCGGCGACAACAUCGGCAACAACAUUACCAAUAUCACGAACACCACCACCACCACCACCGACUUCAAUAAUACUACAUCAGCCGCCGUCGCCGCCGCUAACACAGCUGCCAUCGUCAGCACAAACACAAACACCAUCUCAGACACAGCCACCGAGACUAGCGGCAACGGCGGUGCUGCAAUCUACGACUACUUCACGGCUCUUGGCAAUCCUAACACACGAAACCUGAUACUCAACGGUGCCAUUCCAAGUCAAUACCCUUUGGGCCCUCUACUAAGUCCACCAGCCAACGAUUCGUUCUUUGCCACCGUCGGAGAUAGCUUACCUACGCCUAUUGCUACAACUCCGAAUCCCGCUAGUAUUCCCUUGCUUCAUAUCGGCGGCACAUGUCACGGUGCCUAUCACGGUGCCCCUCUUACUACCGCCUUGGGGCCCCCACUGCUCACGCCGCCGGCUCCUCCAUUACCGCCUUUACUACCACCACCAACGCUCCAUCCUGGGUGCAUUUUCCCUUACGCUGGCGGAUAUCCUUUCUACGGGCAUACACGAAACUAUCUGCCCCAAACACCGCCAGACAUUCAGGGUAACAGCCGGGAGCCUUUCCCCUUUGUGCCUUCCUGGGUGCCUUCCUUCGCCACAACGCCCGCGACAGUACCUCAGUUACAUAUGAGCAACGUCAAUCCUCGACCAGCGGCUUCUAUCCCUCAAGCCCAGUGCUCUCCACGAGCCGUUGCGGCUGCUCAAAGUAUUGAUGAUCCAUAUCUUAAUUCUUUGGCCACCCAGAAUUUUUCGUCACCGUCUUUACCACCUCUGAGUAAUCUCCCUUCGCCGAUCGUGUUAUCUCCCUUUGGCAGAUCUGCUUGGACGACGGCCAGCCGAGACAUGCCACCAUCUUCAACUCGAAGGCGGAUACCGAAUCGAGGAGCAGUUGAUUUAACCAAGCGGGAGCCUGAUUUGGAAACUACAAACUCUGGCGUUGAUCCCUCAAUACCGCUAGCAACGAUGCCACCGGCGACUCGGAGACGCAGCAUCGCCAGUGGCACGGAUUCUGGUGUUCGAAAAAGACGACCCUCUGCUGCUACAUCACCAACAAGUCGGCCUAGUAAGGCAAGACGGAAAGACUCAAUAUGUCGUCGUAAUGACCAGUCAUCUCCAUUCGAUGACGACGAUCUACAAAACUUGGGUGGAGGAGGUGACUUGGAAACAAUCGACCUUUCCAACGCGACUGAGGUUCCCGCCGAGAUUCUGGCGCCAAAAGUAGAUAAUCGGGUGAAAAUCGGCAAUUUUCAAUGUGUCAUCUGUAUGGAUGAUACGACUGCCCUGACCGUCACCCAUUGUGGCCAUCUCUUCUGCUCAGAGUGUUUACAUAGUUCAUUGCAUAUUGACACCAUGAAACGAGCAUGCCCUGUUUGCAGAUCCAAAGUCGAAUUGAAAGGAGCGAAAAAGCCUACCAAGACAUACUAUCACCUUGAAUUGAAAGUGAUGACCAAGACGAAACAGGGUAAGCGGCCUGCUGAUACGUGACGUUGGCCAAUUCAGGUCAAGCAAAAAUGAUUUAUCCAUUGUGUUACCUACGUGGUGAAGACGUGGUGGCGCUGGGAUGAAGGAAAGCCCCCGUGCUGGUUAGACACUGGCAACAGAGUAGACGGCACCCACUACCUUUUAUCAUUAAAGACGCGCUGGAUAUGCCGAACUACGAACUAGGCUGCUUUCACCUCCUCCACGUCUAGAUUUUCGUAUCAGAGAGCAGCUAGGUUAUGAGCUGCCAACUGAACAAGUCGCUUAUAGACGGCCGAGUCUCUCUGGGGUUGGCAUUUGAACUACGUAUGGUUAUGGUAAUAAUAUCUGCAUUGGAAGGAGUUUAAAGUAAAUAUCAUCGGUGGCCAGGGCAGGAAUGAUACCCUUUGUCUGUUCCUUUCGGGCUCCUUUUUCACUAUCGAGGGUUCAUGGGCAACUGAACAGAAGCUAGAUUUCGGCGUUUAAUGGCGGCUCUGUAUUAUAUCAUAUUUACUUUUCUUUCUUCUAUAUGGCAGUAAAUACAGCGCGGUGGUAGGGUA
Molecule: messenger RNA, 2172 nt
Organism: Xylaria bambusicola
Lineage: Eukaryota; Fungi; Ascomycota; Sordariomycetes; Xylariales; Xylariaceae
Exons: 3
Coding region: 44-1639 (531 amino acids)
Source: RefSeq, a predicted model, not a curated record